Rhea pennata is the source of this 3957-nucleotide messenger RNA. RefSeq names its product EPH receptor A2 (gene EPHA2). The record is from RefSeq and is a predicted model, not a curated record. Gene Ontology annotation, molecular function: ATP binding; transmembrane-ephrin receptor activity; protein binding. Gene Ontology annotation, cellular component: plasma membrane; dendrite. NCBI's taxonomy places the organism in Eukaryota, Metazoa, Chordata, Aves, Rheiformes, Rheidae. Gene Ontology annotation, biological process: ephrin receptor signaling pathway; axon guidance; protein phosphorylation.
CUUCACCGCGGCCACGGGGCGCGCCGAGCCGCCGCGCCGCGCCGCCCGCAUGGCCUUCCUCCCCUUCUUCCUCCCCUUCUUCCUCCUCUUCCUCGCCACCCCCACCGGAGCCAAGGAAGUGGUGCUGCUGGACUUCGCCCAGGCCCAGGGCGAGCUGGGCUGGCUCACCCAACCCUACGGCAAAGGGUGGGACCUGCUGCAGAACGUCAUGAACGACUCGCUCAUCUACAUCUACGCGGUCUGCGACGUGCUGGAGGGCGAGCAGGAGAACUGGCUGCGCACCAACUGGAUCUACCGCAGCGAGGCGCGCCGCGUCUUCGUGGAGCUCAAGUUCACCGCCCGCGACUGCAACAGCUUCGCCGGCGCCUCGGGCGCCUGCAAGGAGACCUUCAACCUCUACUACGCCGAGUCGGACGUCGACUAUGGCACCAAUUUCCAGAAGCGGCAUUUCCGCAAGAUCGAUACCAUCGCCCCGGACGAAGUGACGGGGCAGGAGGAUUUCGCCGCCCGGCACGUCAAGCUCAACGUGGAGGUUCGCUCCGUGGGGCCGCUGAGCCGCAAAGGUUUCUACCUGGCUUUCCAGGACCUGGGCGCCUGCGUGGCCCUGCUCUCCGUCCGCGUCUACUACAAGAAGUGCCCCGGCGUGCUGCGUGGCCUCGCCGCCUUCCCCGAGACGGUGGCCGGUGGCGAGGCGCAGGCGCUGGCCGAGGUGCGGGGCUCCUGCGUGCCCGGCGCCGUCAUCGCUGCCGCCGCCGGCGCCGCCCCGACGCUGCACUGCACCGCGGACGGCGAGUGGCUGGUGCCCGUCGGGCACUGCGAGUGCCGGGCCGGCUACCGGCGAGGCGCCGGCGAGAGCUGCGAAGCCUGCCCGCGCACCUUCAAAGCCGAAGCCUCGGACGACGGCUGCCUGCCGUGCCCGGAGCACACGCUGCCGGCGGCCGCCGGCUCCGGCGCCUGCCCCUGCGAGGACGGCUACUUCCGAGCGCCCGGCGACCCGGCCGGCUCGGCUUGCACGCGCCCCCCGUCGGCGCCGCGGGCCCUCACGGCCGUGGCGGUGGGCGCCACGGUGCAGCUGCGCUGGGAGCCGCCGGCCGACGCCGGCGGGCGCCACGACGUCACCUACAGCGUGGGCUGCGAGCGGCGCGAGGAGGCCGCCGGCGGCGGCAGCGGGCGGCCCUGCGAGGGCGGCCUGCGGUACGGGGCGCCGCCGCGGGCGCUGCAGGCCACGGCGCUCACCGUCGCCGGCCUCGAGCCCCACGUCGCCUACACCUUCGCCGUGGAGGCCCGCAACGGCGUCUCCACCUUCAGCGCCCGCCGCAGCGUCGCCACCGCCACCAUCAGCGUCAACCAGACGGAGCCGCCGCGGGUGACGGCGCUGAGCCUCGUGGGGCGCACGGCCACGAGCCUGGCGCUGGCCUGGAGCGUGGCGCCGCGGCAGCGCCCGCGCGUCUGGAAGUACGAGGUCACCUACAGCAAGAAGGCGGACGAGAACAGCUACUCGGUGCUGCGCUGCGACACCGCCGCUGUCACCCUCGGCAAGCUGGCGCCCGGCACGGCGUACGUGGUGCGGGUGCAGGCGCUCACCCGCGACGGCCAGGGCGCCUACAGCCCCCAGCACGAGUUCGAGACCCUCCCCGAGGGCUCCGAGGACGCGGUCUCCGCCGCCGCCAUCAGCGGCUCCGUCGCCGGCGUCCUCGUCGUCAUCGUCCUGCUGGGCGCCGUCCUCUACGUGUUCUGCAGGAAGAGGAGCUCGCACCCGCACCGACCCGAUGCCGAAGUCUGCUUCUCCGAGGCGGACCAGCUCCGGCCGCUGAAGACCUACGUGGACCCGCACACCUACGAGGACCCCAACCGGGCCGUGCUCAAGUUCGCCACCGAGAUCCAUCCCGCCUUGGUCACCCGCCAGAAGGUCAUCGGUGCUGGCGAGUUCGGCGAGGUCUACAAGGGCGUGCUGAAGCGCGGCAAGAAGGACGUGCCCGUGGCCAUCAAGACCUUGAAGGCGGCCUCCACCGAGAAGCAGCGCCUGGACUUCCUCGGCGAGGCCGCCAUCAUGGGCCAGUUCUGCCACCGCCACGUCAUCCGUCUCGAGGGGGUGGUCUCCAAGCACAAGCCCUUCAUGAUCAUCACAGAGUACAUGGAGAACGGCGCCCUGGACACGUUCCUACGGGAGAAGGACGGGGAGUUUGGCGCCGGGCAGCUGGUGGACAUGCUGCGGGGCAUCGCGGCCGGCAUGAAAUACCUUUCGGGCAUGAACUACGUCCACCGGGACCUGGCGGCCCGUAACAUCUUGGUCAACGGGCAGCUGGUCUGCAAAGUGUCCGAUUUUGGGCUCUCGCGGGUGCUGGAGGAUGAUGCUGAGGCCACCUACACCACCAGCGGAGGGAAGAUCCCCAUCCGUUGGACGGCGCCGGAGGCCAUCUCCUACCGCAAGUUCACCUCGGCCAGCGACGUCUGGAGCUACGGCAUCGUCAUGUGGGAGGUGAUGUCCUACGGCGAGCGGCCCUACUGGGAGCUCUCCAACCACGAGGUCAUGAAAGCCAUCAACGAGGGCUUCCGCCUGCCGGCGCCGCUCGACUGCCCCGCCGCCGUCUACCAGCUCAUGCUGCAGUGCUGGCAGCAGGAGCGGAGCCGGCGGCCCAAGUUCGCCGACAUCGUCGGCGUCCUCGACAAGCUCCUCCGGGCGCCCGACUCCCUCCGGACCCUGGCGGACUUCGACCCACGGGUCUCCAUCCGGCUGCCCAGCACCGGCGGUGCUGAGCGCCUGCCCUUCCGCUCCGUCGGUGAGUGGCUCGAAUCCAUCCGGAUGCCACAGUACGCCGAGCACUUCCGCGCCUCCGGCUACACCACCGUGGAGAAGGUGGUGACCAUGAGCAGCGAGGACAUCAAGCGAAUUGGCGUGCGCCUGCCGGGCCACCAGAAACGCAUCGCCUACAGCCUGCUGGGGCUGAAGGAGCAGCUCGGCACCGGCGGCUGCCCCGGCUGAGCCCCCCCACCCCGAAACCCUCCACGCGGAGCGACGAAGGGCGCCCGGCCGCCGCCGAGCCCCCUUAUUUAUUAUUUCUAUAAUUAUUAGUUUUUUUUUUUUUAAUAUCGCUAUUUUUAUUGAUGGGAGCUGCCGGCCCCCGCUGGGCGCCGCUCCUCCGCAAAGCAGGAUGGGAUGGGGCGGGGAGGGGGGGAUGAAAUGGGUGAGACCCUCCCCCAACCCCCCCCCAUCCCAUCCCGGGUGAAAAAAAAAAGUUAAAAUUUCAAACGCGGGCGCCGGCCGCCAGGAUAAAACAGUUUUUUUAUAUAUAUAUAUAUAUAUAUUUCUUAAAUCUCUGGGCGGCCGGUUUCCCUAUAUUUUAAUUUAAAAGUGCCUCGUGUGGGCCAGGCACUGCUCUUACUAGUUUGGGGGGAUUUCUCCCCCUUCUUUUUCUCUAAUUUUUCUUUUUUGUUGUUUUUUUUUGUUUUGUUUUGUUUUGUUUCUUCCCCCUUCGUUUUUCUCUGCCCAGUGCCAGGGCUUUGCCCCCAGCCUGGCUUCUCCUUUUGUCUCCUCUAUUUAUUCUGUCUGUGCCAUGCCACAAUCCUGCUCUUUAUUCCUUUCCCCCCCACACCUUAAAGCUGUCUGCUAUUCUGCUAGUGUUCCCUUUUUCCUCUAUUUUUUUUAAAAAACCCAUAAUUUAUUAUAUUUUUUUUAUAUUUAUUGAGAGUAAUCAAUCUUGCCAGAUUUUUCACCAUCACCAAAGUGUGUGUGUGGGGGGGGGGGAACCAACAACAAAACGUCGCUGGGAUCAUCCUCCCCUCCCACCACCAAGUGGUUUAACAGAUGUACUUUUGUGAGGUUGAUUUUAAUAAAAUUGCCUGUUUUUUUCUAAAAAAAAAAAAAAAAAAAAAAAAUCCUGCUCCCUCUCCCCCCAGCUCCUUGCUGCAGCAGAGUGACUGGUGGAGAUUGCUGCCCAAACUGGGCGGGCUUUUCCC